AUGCUCACAGAUGAUAUGAUACUUUACGCUGGUCCAAACGAAAUAGAUUACAUUGAUUUAGUCGUAUUCACAAUAGAAGGCAAGAAAAUCAUGCUAGAAGUAAAGACAAAUAAUACAUUCGGUGAAAUACAGGCUGAAAUUGAGAAAAGGCAUAAUAUCGAUUUUACAAAUUCCAUUAUAAUUUAUAAUUCCAAAAUUAUGGAAAGUAACACAUUCUUGAAUAGUGAAUUAAGAUCUCCAUUUCCAACAUUAUUCAUUGCAUCAAAUAAUCGUGCUGAUGAAUAUGUUAUGUGCUACAUUCAAUUCGGAAAUUCAUUAUUGAUGGAGGUUGACGCCCCACCGAAGUUCCAAAUUAAAUACAUCAAAUCAGAGAUUCAGAAAUACUACCGUAUUAACAAAUCCCAAGUUAAAAUUUACAAUAAAGAUGUUUUAUGCCGCAAUGAAGACCAGAUAUCGCAAUUUGCAGAUGGAAAACAUGUUGUUGUCUUCAGUUCAAGACUAUCCGGCCAAUUAGAUGUUGAUGGAAAGUUCCAGGGAAUGGCCAAAAAAUUUAUUUUCGAUUCUGAAUUAGAGUUUGGACAAAUUACUACGGAACUGCAACAAGCUAUCACUGCGGAUGCCGACAAAACUAUUUACUACCACGGAGACAAACUUUUAGAUUCAACCUUAAUCUGGUCUCUUUACGAUAUCCACCCAAAGUUCACCAUUGGCGAUCCGAUUGACGAGCAGUACGCCAAAAUGGUCAAAGAGAAGUAUGAACCAAUGGUUGCUUCUGGAGAUCCUUCUGCUUGCUACGCGUACGGCAUGAUUCUCUUGUACGGCAUCAUGGUUCAAAAGGAUAUUGGUGAGGGCCUCAGAUACCUCACUCAGGCCAUCGAAAAAAGGCAUAUGCAGGCUUGUAUCGCUUAUCUCAAAUUAUUAAAGGAAGGAAUCAUACCGAACAGUCCAGAAAUAAGCGAAGAAAAAGUCAUACAAGUUGCCGCAGAUGCAAAUGAUAGAUCUGCUAUGUAUUUAUACGGUAAAUUACUCGAAAGUCAAAACCGUAUCGUCGAAGCCGAAAAAUAUUUCAAACAAUCAUCGGAUGCCGGUUAUAUUCUCUCAAAAACCCACCUUGGCCGUCUCGGAAUCAAAGGUGCGAGAACAAUUUCGAUUGAAGAAGGUUUCCUUAUGCUAGACCAAGCCGCCAGAGCAGGCCAUGCCUCAGCCAUGAAGUCUCAAGCGAAACAGAUGUCUCAAACAAGUCAAUCUGAAUCAGAAAUUCUCAUGGAGAGAGCUGCGAACGCUGGAUCGAGUGGUGCAAGUCUCUGUAUGGCUAUAUCCAAGUUGGAGGCCAACGAUCCGGCGGCAGCCAUGGAAUUGAUUGAAAAAUCCGCCAAAAUGGAAAAUGUCAAAGGCAUGAGAUAUUACGGUAUCGCUCUUCAUCGUGGAAAAAUCACCAAAAAGAAUUCCAAACUUGCUUACGAAUAUCUCAAAAAAGCUUCCGAUCUUGGAGAUAUCCCCGCUCGGUACCACCUCUCGAAAGCACUUAUCGAAGGUGACGGCAUCGAGCCCAACGCCCAAGCAGCCUUUGCGUUGCUCAGUUCGAUCUAUAUGAUGUACAUUCCCGCUGCAAUUUUAUUAACGAACAUGAGGUUGAGGGGAAUCGGCUGCGACAGGGAUCCCGUUCAAGCCAUGGAGAUGGCCAGAUACGCCAUGAGCCGCGGUUCGUACAAAGCCAUGCGAAUUGUCGGCAUGAUGGAGAAAGACGGUAUCGGCUGUCAAAAAGAAGCAUACAAAGCCCAAGAGCACUUCAAAGAGGCCGCGCCUCAUGACGUAAUUGCUCUUUUCCAGUACGCCCUCAUGCUCAAACUCUCAGCCAACGAAGGCACCAAAAACAUGGUUAUUAACAUGUUAGAAGAGGCCUCCUCCAAAGGUCUCCCCGACGCCGACCAAGAACUCGCUCUCAUGUUCAUGAACGAAGACAUUACGAAGUCGAUUUACCACUUCAACGUUGCAGCACGUGCCGGAUUGCCUCUUUCCAUGUACAACUUAGCUCACAUGUGGAUCGGAAUGGGCGAAUGCACGCAAGCAGCGAUAAACUACAUGAGAGGCGCCGCUGACAAAGAUGUUCCUUUGGCAUGUUACGAAUACGCGAAAUUAAUUGCAGAAGGAAAAGUAGAAAAUGCCGGUGAAAACGAAGAAAUUGUUUAUCUUAGAAAAGCAACAGUUUUAGGCGUAAAAGAUGCUGAAGUUGAUUUAGGCAUCAUCUUCUACAAACAAGGAGAUUUCCAACAAGCAGCUGAUCAUUUAAGAAGAGCUUAUGAUGCAGGUGUUUACAGAGGAAUUUCUUUCUACGUUUUGAGUUUAGAAAGAAUGAAUUAUCCAUCGCACGAGAUCUUGAGAUGGGAAAGAAUUGGUGCAGAACACAACGACAUCAUCUGUUUGCUGAGACUCGGAAACUACUCAAUGGAAGAAAAGAAAUUCGAUGAUGCCGCGAGUAUCUUCAUCAAAGCAAUGGAACAAGGUUCUUAUGAAGCCAUUUACCAGUACGCAACAAUGUUGGAAGGCGGAAAAGGCAUCGAAAAGAACUUGGAUUUGGCCGUGGAGUAUCAUAAGAGAGCUGUUGAAAACGGUGUUGUUGAUUCUUUAGUUGCUUUGGGAAGAAUUUUGUCAAGAAAGGAUUACGCGAAUAGAAAUCCUAUUGAAGCAUUAAAUUACUAUAAAAUGGCUGCCGACAAAGGAAACUACCAUGCUGUUUACGGAAUGGCAACUCUCCUUAGAGAAGGUGAUGAUGGAGUUCCUAAAGAUGUCGACCAAUCAUAUAAAUUGUUCAGAGAUUGUUACGAACACGAAUAUUGGUUGGCAGCUUAUGAUUUAGGUUUAAUGACAGAAAUAGGAGAAGGAUGCGAGAAAAACGGAUUCGGAUCAAUGCAGUACUUCAAGACAGGUAUGGAACACAACGUUUUGAAGUGUUUAGCACCUUACGCGAGAAACAAAUUCUUCGGAGUAAACUGCGACAAAGACAUCGAUAUCGCCAAAAAUAUCAUGCAGACAGGAAUAAAUCUGAGAGAUCCUGACUCAACAUUUUUGUACGGAGAAGUCCUUGCAGCUGAAGGAAACUUAGAAGCAGCAACUAACUAUUAUUUGAUGGCUUCCGAUUUCGGAAAUAUCGAAGCAAUGAAUGCUGCUGCAGUAAUUUUGGCACAAAAUGUUGAAACAGUCACAAAAGCUGCAGAAUUAUUCCAAAAAGCCGCUGAUUUAGGAGACCCAAUUGCUGCUUGUAACAUUGGUAUAAUGCUUGCAAGUGGUAAUGGAGUGUUAAGAGAUUACACAAAGGCAAUGAAUUAUCUACAAAGAGCUGUGAAAACAGGAAAUGUUGAAGCAAUGUAUAACAUCGCAGUUUUGAUGGUGAAAAUGAACAAAAAUGGUUUGUACGAUGCAGAAAUAAGAGAUUACUUCAAGAAGGCAGCUGACGGAGGAAACACACAAGCAAUGUACAACCUUGGUAUAUUGCUGACUGAAAAGGAAACAAAGGACUACAAGACAGGAAUGAGAUACUUGAGAAUGGCCGCAAACAAAGGAAUAGAAAACGCUGCGUAUAAAUACAGUUACAAUACUUUGACAAAUUCUGAAGGAAGGAAAGAUGAUGAAUUGGCAAUGGAAUACUGCAAACAAGCAGUUGCUGCAGGAAACUUCGACGCGUUGUGUUUGUACGGCGUAAUGCUGUUGAAUGGACGUGGAGCUCCUGCUUCUAUCUCUGACGCUUUGCAGUGUUUCAGACUCGGUGUUGAAAGCGGACAUUUGAAUUCCAUGUACAACUACGCAAUGGUUCAGUUGAAUUCUAACCCUGAUGCAAAGACUUAUCAGGAGUCUGUAGCUUUGUUGAAGAGAGCUGCUGAGUUAGGCUGCGAACAUGCAGUUCAUCAAUGUGAAGUUUAUCAUCUUGACUGA
Messenger RNA from Trichomonas vaginalis G3, 3930 nucleotides. RefSeq names its product SEL-1-like protein family. The record is from RefSeq and is a predicted model, not a curated record. NCBI's taxonomy places the organism in Eukaryota, Parabasalia, Trichomonadida, Trichomonadidae. Gene Ontology annotation, molecular function: protein binding. The transcript has a single exon. The coding region runs from base 1 to 3930 and encodes 1309 amino acids.